CAGCGAUAUGAACGGUAAUAUGUUGUGUUUCAGACUGGAGCACGUGUCAGCUGAGUCCCAACGCCGUGUGUGGGAGCGGCAUCAAGACCCGGAUGCUCGACUGCGUCCGCAGCGACGGCAAAUCGGUCGAUCUCAAAUUCUGCUAUGAGCUGAAUUUGGAGAAGAAGUGGCAGAUGAACAUCUCCUGCGUGGUCGAGUGUCCCGUCAACUGUCAGAUGUCGGAGUGGUCGCCGUGGUCGGACUGCUCUCAGACGUGCGGACUAGACGGCAAGAUGUGGCGGCGGCGCUCCGUGGUCCGGGCCUUCCAGGGCGACGGGCGGCCCUGCCCCUCUCAGACGGAGCAGUGGAAGCCCUGCCCCGUCCGACCCUGCUACCGCUGGCAGUACGGCGAGUGGUCCGAGUGCCGGGUGGAGAGCGUGGUGUGUGGAGACGGCGAGCGCUACAGAAACCUGUCCUGCUUUGUGUCGGACGGCUCCGGCGACGCGGUCGGCAGCUCGGUGGACGAGGAGCUGUGCGGCGGCCUGGAGCCGGCCGUCGACGGGGACAAGCGGAUCAGCCUGAAGGAGGCCUGCACCCUCCCCUGUCCAGGUAACGGAGGAGGCCUUGUUACCGUAGUUACAGCGCUUUCGCAGCCUGUUACUAUUGAUACAUUCUCUGACUACUAAACACCAUUUUCCAGAGGAGCGAUGGACACCUGAGCGCCACGUGUAUUUAAGAAAAGUGAAAUCUCAAUUUAGCGACAGUGUAAAGAUAUUUUGCAUUGAAGACCUGCUAGCGGGGUUCAAAGGUCACUUAGCACCUGUAAGACUUUCGUUAUAGGUUGGGUUUUAUUAUGUCCAACCAAUGUCACUCAGUAUCUGUUCAUGACCUUUAAAAGCAGAGAUGGGAAAAUAACUGGAGGCAGAAUAAAUGGACUACAUUGAUGCAGACGCUGUUUUAUGCAAGUUCAAUUUCCGGCUGGUUACUGUAUAUAUCUUGACUUCCAAAGCAGUCAGCCUGCAUUGUGCUCAAAAUACUUCCAGUUGUUCCCAUUUCUCCCAGAUUACUAGAUGUCGCUCCGUUCAUCUCAUGAAGGAUCUGAGAUACCAAUCGUCUCACAUUAAGAAAAUGAUUAUCUCCAUUGUUAAAACAUCGCCUGAGUAUUUCUUUUAUUUAUUAUUUAUGCCCAGUUUCUGAAAAAAAAACAAAGGUGAUUUUUCACUCCAAGGUCCAAUUAUAUUAAAUUUAAUGAUGCAUAAAUGAUUGCAUCAUUAAAUUUAAGGCAAAUGUAUCAUUAGAAUGUCUGUACAAUGUGCAUCGUUAAAAUCAAAUAAAUAU
Messenger RNA from Gasterosteus aculeatus aculeatus (three-spined stickleback), 1317 nucleotides. Lineage: Eukaryota; Metazoa; Chordata; Actinopteri; Perciformes; Gasterosteidae. The record is from RefSeq and is a predicted model, not a curated record.